AUGUCGUCAUCAUUCAGAAACGGGAAGUAGCGUGAAAAGCGUUCGAGACCAGAUAGUUAACCGGAUUUUAAGUCGUUGUUUAUCCGGUUCCAUUCAAAACGGCGAGUUUUCUUGUACACACACACACCUGUACGUACAUUUUCUUGUAAAAGGAGCCGCAAUGAAAGAGAGAGCUUUCUUUCUGGUUUAUUAUUUACUGACCGUUUCGUUGGCCGAAAGCGACGCUGUUACACCCGCGUCGAAACAUGGAAGCGAUACAAUUAACGUCACUACUCACAAACCCGCGAGCACGAAACACACCGGGAACUUUACUUUAAACAGUCUGGAAUUGGACGGCUCUAUGAUCCAGAGGGCUUUGUACGUGCUUAUCGGCAUCACUAUUAUAGGAGUACUUUAUUUCCUCGUCCGAGCAGUCCGUCUGAAGAAAUCUUCCACCCCGAGAAAAAAAUAUGGACUUCUGGCAAACUACGACGACACAGUGGAGAUGGCACAGCUGGAGAGUGACGAAGAUGACAACACUGUGUAUGAAGCCAAAUCACUGAGAAGAUGAGUCCCGAGGGCAAAGAGGACGAUGAAGCAAUAAAGUGGAUCGGACCAAAAAGACCAUCUCGGAGUUUAUACGUUGGAAAGAUGGACCUCGGGCUGUGGUGUGUUUUGAGUAAAUCCCGUUAUCUUUGGUACUCUUUGAUACUAAAACUGCUAAAGAGACAAGUCUCUGCAGCUGUGAAACUGUGGGAUGAGUUCUGUAACAGAUAAAUUCCUGGAGGUGCCAUACUGUAUUUGUGUCAUACUGUGUGUGUGUGUGUGUGUGUGUGUGUGUGUGUUUUCCUCCUCAUCUUUGCUUUCAAUGAUUUUGUUUUCAUUUUCCUUCUUCAUGCUAUGACCUGCAUGCUAAUUUCCCAUCGCUGCAUCCAGAUAUACGAUCUAAUAUAACAGAGCUGCAGGAUGUUAUGAUAUUAUUAUUAUUAUUAUUAUUAUUAUUAUUAUUAUUAUAUUGCUUUUCAAUUUAACAUCAGUAUUGCAAAAGCGAGUAACACGAUCACGAUUAACAAACAACACACACUGUCAUGGCCGCGAGGCCGCGUUUUCUUAAUUAAAGCUGGGUUAUACAGGGUUAUUGUGCCGUUCUGGAAACUGAUGGACUUUAUAUAUUUAUAUAUGGACUCGUUAGAAGUCUAGAAAUUCAGAUUAAAAAUAAUUAAUUAUAAUUUUUUUGUUAUCGGAGUAAAUCUUUAGCUCUCCGCACUAACAGAGCAUCUCUAAUGCGUGUUCCAUUUAAUGUGUGGUUUUUUUUUUUUUUUUCUUUUUCAGUAUACAGAGUCAGAAUUUUCUAAGUUAGAAAUGAAUUCUGUAGAAUGUUGUUGGUUUUUUUUUUUUUUUUCUUCUUUCUUUUUUCAGCUGAAAAUGAUGCGUCUUCUAUACUCUGGGCAAAAAGAGUUAGGGUUGGGGUUUUUUUUUUUUUUAUUUAUUUUUUUUUUCCCCCCAGCUUCUUUACAGCAUGCUUAUCAUCUGUAGGAUGCCAUCAAAACAAUGAAACCGAACCGAGUUGCAAAUUUAACCCUAAUUUACCUUAAUUAUUGAAAAAUUCUAGAGGGAAAGCUGUUCUAUUACACGCCGUCUCAGUCUUCAGUUAUCUGAACUUUUUUAUUCAUCGCUAAAUAAAAAAGAAAAUACUCAAUUUAAUGCUUUCUUUUGGCCUCUGAGUGUAGUGGAAAGAAAAAGUUUAUUUCCAUAUAUAUAUAUUAUAUAAUUUUUAAACAUUCCCUUAAAUUAAUUUCAUGCACCUCAUUAAGCCUUUAACAUCUUUUUUUUUUGUUUUUUUUUUAAUUGCUUUUUCUUCCCUGAUGGAACGGAUGAAAGUGUGCUGAUAAUCGAUGGCAUGAGAACUUGAUUGUUUUUUUGUUUUUUUUUUUGCUUUUCCAUGCACUGACGAUGGCUUUGCUAACCCGAGCCGAUUUUAUUUCGGUAGAUCGUUGACGUGCGCUGGAUUUCUGUUCAUUGUCUCUUCAUUUCCUCCGUGCUUUUGGAUGCCCGAACGUUCCUGCACCUCUGGUUGCUUUAUUCCUUCACAGUGAACGCGGGUUUAUCUUUUCCUUUUCGAAUCGUUGACCAUGAAACAAUGUAUUUCUAUCUUUAAUAUUCCUCCGUCCAGUGAAGGUAGCUGUAUUUGAGUGAACGUUACGAGACGAGCUCAGUGCUGUCUUGUGUUUUUUCAUGUGGGGGGUGGGGGAGGGGUUGGGGUUGGGGGGGGAGCUCCACGUCAAUAUUUGGUGUUUAACGUCCAGAAAUUGUGCCUUCGAGUGUUUUCUAUUGAGACGGGCUGUAAUUCAACGUGAUCUGUGGACUCAACAUGUUUUCUGCAUUCCUGUAUUUUGAAAGCUUUAAAUUUCUUUGUAAAAAGGAUUAAAAAAAAAAAUUAUUAUAUUUCAUACUUAAUAUAUUUCUAAAACAACCUUUCAGAAGUUCUAUAAAUGAGUGGAAUAUUGAUUGACUGACAUGUUUUUGUCAAUAUUUUGUUAUUAAAGCUUUAAAGAAAGCCAAAUUGGGAGGAUUUUAGUCAAAUAUCGUUGGCGCUGAUUUGUGCGUACUUUUCUCACACGCUCUCUCUCUAAUAGGACGAUUCUCUUCAGUAAUCACGAUCAAACAAAACCUUUUUCUUUUUAAAAAAAAAAAAAAAAAAUGUCCUGUUCUAACACACCCACAACUCCGUUUGCCCUGAUUGGCUGGAUGUUUACUUCCAUUUGAAGUGUAGUUAUUUGUUGAGUAUACUUCAUUCAGAUGGAUCGCAUGCUGUGAUGUUUUAGGGGGCUGUGCCUCUGUCGCUCUGUUGUUGAUGAUUAACAGCGUUUUCUGGAAUUUUUUUUUUUUUUUUGAAAUAAAAAGCCUUUAGCUAAGCGUGUGUUGAGUCGAUGCAUUCUUUCAAGGUCACGGCCUUGCGGAUAGAAAUUCCACGAAAUCACAGACGAAAUGUUUUUACGUCCAGGCUUUUUGACUGCUGUCUGUGAUUGACAGUUGUCAUGUCACCGAACAGCUAUAAGAUUAAAACCACCUGCCUAAUAUUGUGUAGGUCCUCCUUGUGCCCCUAAAACAGCUCUGACCUGUCGAGGCACGCACUCCACAACACCUCUGAAGGUGUGCUGUGGUAUCUGGAACCAGAUCCUUUUAAGUCCUGCGAAGUGGGGCCACUAUGGAUCGGACUUGUUUGUCCAGAACAUCCCACCGACGCUCGAUCGGAUUGAGAUCUGGGGAAUUUGGAGCCCGAGCCGACACCUUGAACUCUUUGUGAUGUUCCUCAAACCGUUCCUGAUCACUUUUUGCAGUGUGGCAGGUCGCAUCAUCCUGCCGAAAGAGCCCACUGUCAUUAGGGAAUAGCGUUGAAAUGAAGGGGUGUACUUGGUCUGUGACAGUGUUUAGGGAGGUGGUACGUGUCAAAGUAACAUCCACAUGAAUGCCAGGACACAAGGGUUUCCACCGGCUUGCCUUCUUCCCAUAGUUCAUCCUGGUGCCAUGUCUUCCACAGGUAAGCGACACACACUCGCACACCCAGCCGUCCACAUGAUGUAAAAGAAAACGUGAUUCAUCAGACCGGGCCACCUUCUUCUAUUGCUCCAUGGUCCAGGUCUGAUGCUCAUGUGCUCAUUGUAGGUGAUUUCAGCAGUGUACAGGAGUCAGCAUGAGCACUCUGACUGGUCUGUGAUUACGCAGCUCGAUACACAGCAAGCUGCGAUGCUCUGUGUGUUCUGACUCCUUUCGAUCAUAGCCAGUAUUCACUUUUUCAGCAGUCUGUGCUACAGAAGCUCUUCUGUUGCAUAGCACCAGACAGGCUAGCUUUCACUCCCCACGUUCAUCACUGAGCUUUGGUCUGCCCAUGACCCUGUCUCCAGUUCACCGGUUCACCAGUAACCCCUGCAUACCAGGAACAAGACCCGCUGUUUUGGAGAUGUUCUGACCCAGUCGUCUAUCCAUCACAAUGUGGCCCUUGUCGAAGUCGCUCGGAUCCUUACGCGUGCCCAUUUUUCCUGCUUCCGACACGUCAACUUCGAGAACCGACUUCUCACGUGCUACUUAAUGAAUCCCACUCCUUUACAGGUGCCAUUGUAACGCGAUAAUCAAUAUUCACGUCACCUCUCAGUGGUUUUAAUGUUAUGGUUGAUCAGUGUAUGAAUACAUAAAUAUAUUUUCUGUUCGCUUAAUACCAAUCUUCUCAUGUAAACAUAUACUGUAAGUAGAGUAAUAUUGUGCACACACACACACACACACACACACAGUCAUUUACUCCUGAAAAUACUGAAAUGAUAUUUGUGUUCCUGAGUGGUGCAACAGAUAAGCGAGUAUCUAGUCCACGUCCUCCAUGAUUCAGGCCUGAGCUUCAGUUGCUGUGUGUGGAGUUUAUUCUUGUAGGUUUCCUCCAAGAUCUCCGCUUUGUUCCCACAUACCGAAGAAGACACGCCAGUAGAGGUAGGUUCAUGACUCUACAUUUUCCCCACGUGUGAAUGUGCGUAGGUCUUAAAGAUUCGGCGUCCAAUCCAGAGUGUAUUCCUGCCUUUAUUCCAGAUUCAUUAACAUAUCCCUGUGCAUCCACCAGGUGGCGCUCUGUGUCUGUCUAGUCCACCAGCCAAGCUGUGAACCGUUUACAGCCAAAUCAGUGCUUCUGGUUUAAAUAUAGAAGGUUCAGUUGAUGUGAUCUGU
This is a messenger RNA of Ictalurus furcatus (blue catfish), 4689 nucleotides long. It is a transcript of the gene fam174c, whose product is annotated as family with sequence similarity 174 member C. The transcript is spliced from 4 exons. The record is from RefSeq and is a predicted model, not a curated record. Gene Ontology annotation, cellular component: extracellular region. Bases 161 to 550 code for a protein of 129 amino acids. NCBI's taxonomy places the organism in Eukaryota, Metazoa, Chordata, Actinopteri, Siluriformes, Ictaluridae.